AUGGCGAGACGCAAGAAGAACAGCCAAAAGCCUGCUUUAGUUUCAACGGUGAUUGCUUCUCCGGUGGCACAAGAGACAAGUGAGGAUAGUAGAACUACGAAGGAUCAUGAUGCACCAGAGGAUAUAGAUGAUGAGUUCAAAGAUUCGAUGGUGGAUUUCCCAGAUUUUGGUUCGCGAGAUGCUUUAGAUUCUGAAAGGGUUCCGUCAGGGGUUUUGGGGUCUGGAGUGAUUGGGAAGGAUAAGGGUGUUGAUGAGGAUGAUUUUUUGAGCCAGGCUAAAGAUAAGUGGUCCCAGUUUCGCUCCUUGCUGCCUAAUCAAGGAGGGGCCAAACUUACUUUUGAGGAGCCAAUUGUUAAGGAAGGCAUUCGGAUUGCCCAAGUUGAUUUGGAUGAGAUUCAGGUUGAGACUUCUUUCUGGAAUUCAGCUGUAGUUUGUAUGGUGCUUGGGGCUAACCCACCAUUCGCAGUUUUUGUGGGAUUUGUUAAAAGGAUUUGGGGUAAACUAGGGAUUGAGAGAAUUUCUAGGCUUAAUUCUGGUCUUACACUUGUUAAGUUCCGUGAUGAGGCCACAAGAGAUUUGGUUUUAGAAGCUGGGGUUCUGCACUUUGAUAGAAAACCAGUGAUAGUGAAGCCUUGGUCAGCUGAUUUGGAUACUCUUAAGGAUGUGAAAACUGUCCCUGUUUGGAUUAGAUUGCCAGGACUGGGUUUGCAAUAUUGGGGUACGAAAUGCUUAAGUGCUCUUGUAAGCACAAUAGGGAACCCACUUCUGGUAGACAAAGUUACUAAGGAAAGGUCGAUGAUGCAAUUUGCUAGAGUGUUAGUUGAAAUUGAGAUCGUUGAGGAUCUCCAUAAAUCUAUUCAGUUCCUUAAUGAGAAAGGGCAAUUAAUGGAACAGCUGCUGGAGUUUGAGUGGCUCCCAACUCAGUGCAGUGGGUGCAAGGUGUUUGGUCAUACUAUUAGUAUGUGUAAAAGGAAGCCUACUGAGGUUUGGAGGCUGAAAGGUCAUACUGGAAUAGUUGAGACUAAACAAGGUUUCAUGGAACAACAACCAAUUUCAGAAGAAACAAAUGCUACUAGUGGAGAAAAGGUUGCUGUCACGAAGGAUCUAGAUGAUAAGGGAUUAGAUGCAGACAAGCUGGAAUGGAGUGCUCCUAAAAGAGGAGGUGGUCUUAAGAAGGUUAAUAGGAAGAUUCAGAGCAACCUGAGAAACUCUUAUGGUGUUUUGCAGGAUAAGAUUGGUCUUGGAGCUUUUUUGGAGACCAAACUUUAUGGUGAUAAAAUUGGGAAAAUGGUGAGUACUUCUUUUAAAGGGUGGAAUUACUUUUCGGGUUCUAAUUCGGAGGGUCGUAUUCUGGUUUUGUGGCUGCCUCAGGUGGUGACUGUUGAGAUCCUAAUGGAGAGUGACCAAUUUGUUCACUUAUAUGUUAAAGGGAUUAAUUCUAGUAGAGGUAAUGAUAGAGUGGGUGGCCGUAUUAUCACUGCUGUUGAGUUGGAGGAUGCUCAAAAUUGGAGGGCUUUGGGGUUAGUUGAUGAGCUGCGGUCCAUAGGGUCUCAGUUUACUUGGACUAACAAUCAAGAAAAUGAUAAUAGAAUCUACUCUAAACUGGAUAGAGUGUUUAAAAAUGAAGAAUGGCUGGAUCUGUACCCUCAAGCUGAAGCUUUGUUUAAUUGGGACCUUCUUUCUGAUCAUUGCUACUGCAUCCUCAAAAUGGGAGCUGUUAUUAACAGUGGUCUUAAGCCUUUUAGAUUUUUUAAUAUGUGGACUGAGCAUAGGAUUUUUAAAGACACUGUUUUACAGAGCUGGACUAAGCCUAUGAAAGGAAGAGGGCUGGUGCGUAUUGCUAGAAAAUUGAGUAGACUUAAGGUUGUUCUAAGCAAGUUCAAUAAACUCGUUGUGGGUGAUGUGGCUAUGCAUUACAAUCUGGCAAAGGAGAAGUUUCAAAAUGCUCAAGGAUUGCUUCAAAGAAAUCCCCACUCGAUUGAGUUGCAAAGGGAGGAAGCUCUGGCUGGUGCGUGUCUUGCUUAUCAUUCUAAAGCUUAUGACAGCGUUUGGAGACAAAAAAGCAAGGUUGAUUGGCUGGGAUAUGGGGAUGAUAACACGGCUUAUUUUCAUGCGUGUUUAAAGCAAAGGAGAGCCAAUAAUUGCAUUACUUCAGUGGUUUCGGAUUCAGGUGAAUUAAUUGAGAAAUUUGAAGAUGUUGUGACGCAUUUUGUACAUCAUUUUCAGAAAAUUAUGGGCAGUAGUAGUGAUGCUUCAGUUCUUGUUCAGUCCUCUUGUUUCAGACUUGGUCAUUGUUUAUCCCUGGAGCAGCAAGUUAAGCUUGUUAGACCGUUCACAAAGAAGGAAGUGAAGGAUGCCUUUUUUAGCAUAAGCUCUAUAAAAAGUCCGGGGCCGGAUGGGUUCGGUUCUUGUUUUUUUAAAGCUAUGUGGGGUAGCUUAGAAGCUGAAAUUUCAGAGGCUGUUUUCGAUUUCUUUGAGAGUGGUGUUUUUCCACAGGAAGUUAAUAAGGCUACCAUUUGCUUGGUUCCUAAAGUUGAGACACCAACUAAGGCAGUAGAUUAUAGGCCUAUAGCUUGUUGCAAUGCUAUAUACAAGUGUAUUUCAAAAAUUCUCUGUGGGAGGUUGGCCAUUGUUCUGCCUAGUUUAGUCCAUCAAAACCAAGGAGCUUUUGUCAAAAAUAGAUUGUUGGCGCACAAUAUUCUUAUUCUUCAGGAUAUUAUAAAGGGUUAUAAUAGGAAAAAUGCUUCCCCUAGAUGUGUGAUGAAAAUCGACUUGAGUAAAGCUUAUGACAUGCUAGAUUGGGAUUUUAUGGAGACCAUUCUUUCCGAGUAUUGUUUUCCUAUCAAGUUUAUUAAGUGGAUUAUGGCGUGUUUGAAGGAUCCUUCCUAUUUGAUUCGUAUGAACGGUAGAAUCCAAGGGGAGUUUAGAGGCAAAAAAGGUCUUAGACAAGGGGACCCAUUAUCUCCGUUGUUGUUUGUUUUAGCUAUGGAGUACUGUACUAGGCUGUUAAGUCAAGCUUCUUUGGAUAAGAGGUUCAGAUUCCACCCGAAAUGCAAAUCUCUUAAGCUAGUCAAUCUGUGUUUUGAUGAUGAUCUCGUGUUUUUUGGGGGUUUGGAUGAUAGAGAGACUCAACAAUUGCUAGGGAAGAUUCAGUUCACUGAAAGGAAGUUUCCUCUCAAAUACUUAGGGGUUCCUCUUCGAACAACUAAGUGGAGGGCUAGAGAUUGUGCUAUCAUAAUUACUAAGAUUCAGCAAAAGCUUCAUACUUGGGCCAGCCAUCAUCUCUCAUUUGCAGGGAGGGCUCAACUGGUUAAUACAGUGCUUUUGAGCUUGAGAUCGUUUUGGAUGAGUAUUUUUAUGCUCCCUAAGAGUGUUACUAAGGAGAUAGAUCGUUUAUGUAGAAAUUUUCUUUGGGGAGUUAAGGAAGGCAGUGUUAACCGCAGUAAAUUACACUUCACUGCUUGGAGUCAAGUUUGUCUUCUGAAGUGUAUGGGUGGUCUUGGCUUUAAAGAGGGCAGUACUUGGAACACUGUUCUCCUAGCUAAGUUUGUUUGGGUUGUUUCUAGUAAGCAAGACAUUCUAUGGGUAAAAUGGGUGGACUCAAUCUAUCUAAAGGGUCAUGAUUUCUGGUCUUAUUCUAUUCCUCAAGAUGUUAGUUGGUAUUGGAAGAGACUAGUGAAACUGAGGUCAGUCUUCUCUGAUAUCAGCUUAGCUGCAACUGUGAAGGGUGAUAAACUCUGCUUGAAGUUGCUGUAUUACAGUUUACUGAACAGGGAUAGAGUUGAAUUCGCUGAUGUGGUCUGGUGCUCUAUGGCAGUCCCAAAGCAUAGAUUCAUCCUGUGGCAAGCUUCUCUCGGCCAUCUUCUUACUCGAGAUAAGUUGCAUCAAUGUAACUUGGAGCUGCCUUCUUUAAUGUGUCCUGUUUGUGAUUUGGAGCAGGAAUCUCAUGCCCACUUGUUUUUUGCCUGUCCCUUUUCUCCACAGCUCAGGGCUCAUUUGUUGGAUUGGUUGGGUAAGGAUAUCUGGUCGAUUACUUAUGCUAACUGGUGUACCUGGAUGUGUGGGAAGCUGAAAAGUCUGAAGCAUCAGGUGUUGGCUGUUGCAUUGGCAGCUACAGUGUACAUGGUUUGGAGAAAUAGGAACCUCUGUGUGUUUGAGUUGAGAUCUUUGGCAAUUGGUCCUGUAAUUCAGUUGAUUAAGUCCAGUAUUAGAUCUAGACUUGCCAGGUUGCCUAAGCUGAAAGUUAGGACCUGUGAGGUGGCGUUCUUAGAGGCUAUUACUCAGAUGUAA
Messenger RNA from Humulus lupulus (European hop), 4290 nucleotides. RefSeq lists its product as uncharacterized. The record is from RefSeq and is a predicted model, not a curated record. Lineage: Eukaryota; Viridiplantae; Streptophyta; Magnoliopsida; Rosales; Cannabaceae. The coding region runs from base 1 to 4290 and encodes 1429 amino acids. The transcript is spliced from 5 exons.